Cucurbita moschata (crookneck pumpkin) is the source of this 1227-nucleotide messenger RNA. Its product is annotated as hypersensitive-induced response protein-like protein 1. NCBI's taxonomy places the organism in Eukaryota, Viridiplantae, Streptophyta, Magnoliopsida, Cucurbitales, Cucurbitaceae. The record is from RefSeq and is a predicted model, not a curated record. Bases 202 to 1062 code for a protein of 286 amino acids. The transcript has 5 exons.
UCAUAGGAGAAACUUAGGGAGGGAAGAACUUGGCCAUCGUUUACUUCGGUAAAUUUCAUAUCUUUUUCGUAAGGUCAAGACCGCUCGUCCUUUCAUACAAUUCUGCGUGCUGAUUCAAACGCAAAAUACUUUAAUAAAAGCAUCCCGUGAUUCCAAUUUCAUUACAGAUUUUUCGUUGUGAAUCCAAAUUUCUGAUUCGAUAUGGGUAAUCUUUUUUGUUGUGUUCAAGUGGAUCAAUCCACUGUGGCUAUCAGGGAGAGAUUUGGGAAAUAUGAGGAAGUUCUUGAGCCAGGAUGCCAUUGUUUGCCUUGGUUUCUUGGAGCUCAGGUCGCCGGCAGUCUGUCUCUCCGGUUGCAACAAUUGGAUGUCCGAUGUGAGACCAAGACAAAGGAUAAUGUGUUUGUCAACGUGGUUGCGUCGAUUCAAUAUCGAGCACUGGCCGAUAAAGCAAGCGAUGCAUUCUACAAACUAAGCAAUACAAGAUCUCAGAUCCAGGCUUAUGUUUUUGAUGUAAUUAGAGCAAGUGUUCCAAAGCUCAACUUGGAUGAUGCUUUUGAGCAGAAAAAUGAUAUUGCCAAAGCAGUUGAAGAUGAACUUGAAAAGGCUAUGUCGGCUUAUGGCUUUGAGAUUGUUCAAACGCUCAUUGUCGAUAUAGAACCAGACGAGCAUGUGAAGAGAGCAAUGAAUGAAAUUAAUGCUGCUGCUAGAUUAAGGGUGGCAGCAAAUGAGAAGGCAGAAGCAGAGAAAAUUUUGCAGAUAAAGCGAGCUGAGGGUGAAGCUGAAGCCAAGUACUUGUCUGGUUUGGGUAUUGCUCGACAGCGUCAAGCAAUUGUGGAUGGUUUAAGAGACAGUGUGUUGGGAUUCUCUGUUAAUGUUCCAGGGACGACGGCAAAGGAUGUUAUGGAUAUGGUGCUUGUGACCCAAUAUUUUGACACCAUGAAAGAAAUUGGAGCUGCUUCCAAGUCCACUUCUGUGUUUAUACCUCAUGGACCUGGAGCUGUUCGAGACGUCGCAUCGCAAAUUCGCGAUGGACUUCUUCAGGGUGCUUCUUCUUCUCACUAGUCCAAAUCUAUUUCACUAAGUUGAUGGUAUUUAGUGUGUGUUGUGGUUUUCUGUUUUCAAGUGACAUAUAUGUUCGGUAAUUUACAUUUGAGCUUUGGAAAUUGUUCUUAAUACUUUAAAUACUAGUGGUUUCUCCAAUAAAUGUACAAAUAUAUUUCUCUACAA